AUGCCGUCCUUCCUCCGUCGCAUCCGUAGAAUAAGACAAUCGUCGAAGCCUGAGCCAUCAAGCAAAGAUACUUCUUCUCUCAAAGUCUUUACAUACAUUGCAUUAUCUGAUCCGACGAAGGAGUUCAGGCUGCUCACCUUGCAACCAGCCACAGAUGACAGUAAAGAUAUCAGAUGCACUCUUCAACACGCCGAUUUGAGCAACCCUGGAGCGUUCGAGGCUUUUUCGUAUACAUGGGGAGAGCAGACCGAUAAAUACACUAUUUAUAUCAACGAUUUGAAUUUUGAGGUCUCCUGCAACCUCCGACAUGCUCUUGAGAACUUGCGAAACGUUGGGGCGCCAUGCAGCGUCGCAAGAGUUCUCUGGAUAGACGCGAUAUGUAUCGACCAAAAGAAUAUACCUGAGCGUAAUGAGCAGGUUACGAAGGAUGGGCGACGUCUACAAGAGUGCCAGUCGAGUGGUCGUAUGGCUGGGAAGGUAUACGGAGCCAGAAGAUUCCUUGGUAAACUUUGA
This is a messenger RNA of Cadophora gregata, 513 nucleotides long. RefSeq lists its product as uncharacterized. NCBI's taxonomy places the organism in Eukaryota, Fungi, Ascomycota, Leotiomycetes, Helotiales, Ploettnerulaceae. Bases 1 to 513 code for a protein of 170 amino acids. The transcript has a single exon. The record is from RefSeq and is a predicted model, not a curated record.